Molecule: messenger RNA, 372 nt
Organism: Arabis nemorensis
Lineage: Eukaryota; Viridiplantae; Streptophyta; Magnoliopsida; Brassicales; Brassicaceae
Source: the annotation of a GenBank genome assembly
AUGGAAGUAGCAGUUGGUGCAAAAGGUGUAAUCUCUGUGGCCAUAGAAGGGGAACUCGAGGACGAGCUUGUGGUGGUAGGUGAUGGAGUUGAUGCGGCUUGUUUGGUCGAAACCUUGAGGAAGAAAGCGUGCAAUGCCACUUUAGAGACUCUUGAAGAAGUUACGCCGGAUAUUCUCCAUCCUGAAGACAAUGAUACCGACAAGUCCAAGAACAUCGAAACAUCUGAUGACCAUAACAGCACAAAUCAAAUGGUUCCACCGCAUUGCUGCUUAGCUCAAUGCCCUUCAAUUUGCUAUGAGCAGCCACGACAUGAGAUGUAUGAAGUAGUCUAUGAUUCUUAUGGUCCAACCACUGGAUGCACAAUCAUGUAA